Batrachochytrium dendrobatidis JAM81 is the source of this 1204-nucleotide messenger RNA. RefSeq lists its product as uncharacterized. Gene Ontology annotation, biological process: NLS-bearing protein import into nucleus; protein localization to nuclear inner membrane; nuclear pore organization. NCBI's taxonomy places the organism in Eukaryota, Fungi, Chytridiomycota, Chytridiomycetes, Rhizophydiales. The record is from RefSeq and is a predicted model, not a curated record. The transcript has 8 exons. The coding region runs from base 7 to 1197 and encodes 396 amino acids. Gene Ontology annotation, cellular component: nuclear pore central transport channel; nuclear pore. Gene Ontology annotation, molecular function: structural constituent of nuclear pore.
UAAAGCAUGUUUGGGCAAUCUAGUGCUCCAGCAUUUGGAACUGCUCAGACAACAGGAUUUGGAACGACUGGACAACAGCAACAAUCUGGAGGUUUAUUCGGUGCUCAACCAGCACAACCAAAAACAGGAUUGUUUGGUGCUGCACCUACUACUACUGCAGGCAAUGCGUUUGGUGGAUUUGGAACCACUGCACCUGCAUUUACAAUGGGCUCAUCUUUAUUCGGAACUGCCGCACCUGCAACAUCUGCUCCCGGUACAUCCUUAUUUGGAGCUCCGGCUACAACAACUAUUGGUGCAAGUAAUGUACUUGGCAAUGCUGCUGGCAGUGGUGGGAUGUUUGCCCAGCCACAACCUGCUGCAUUCGGAGGUGGAUCUGGUCUCUUUGGACAACAGUCGACUACAUCUGGAUUAUUCGGUCAACAGCAAAAACAGCUAGUGCAAACUCAACAGCAGCAACAACAACAGCAAAUUGUUGAAGCGAUCAUGAGAAUGGAGGCAUACUGGAAUCCUCAGAGUCCCCUAUGCAAUUUUAAGUUUUAUUUUUACAAUAUGGUUCACGCCAGCGAAGCCCAUUUAUACCAACCUCCUCCUCAAGAAAUGGGCACAUACCAACAAGCACAAAUGAACAAUCCUGAUCCUUCAUGCAUGGUUCCUGUACUAGCUGUUGGAUUUGGAGAUCUUAAAAAAAGAAUGGAGGUUCAAGAACAGCAGCAAGCCGUGCAUAAAGAAAAGCUAGAGAUGAUUGCGACCAGAGUGGAUGCUCUCAAGACAAAACACUUUGUUGAUACUUUGGUCAAACUGGAUGAAUUUAGACGUCGUCAAAGACAGAUGGUUCACAAGACUUACAUGCUUUUAAAAACAGUCCAGAUUUUACGCAAUCGUGGAUAUUCUAUUCGUGUUGAUGAGGAAGCUCUACGGUCACGGUUUGAAUCAAUGGAGCGUGAUCUUCAAAAGCCAUCCAUUUUCCGAGGUAGACUAAAUGAGAUUUGGGCUCAGCUGCAACAGUUAAAAGACUCGAAGCGUAUGAGUGAUGAUGCUACGUUUUCUAUUGUUGACGAGGACUCGCUUGCACCAGUGCUCGAGGCUCUUUCGGAGAUGCAGAAUGGACUAAGUCACUUUACUAAACUUAUUCAGAACGAUCAGAAUAGUUUGGAGGUUAUGGCCCAAGCUUACAGCGAGACACCGUAUACACGAUAGUUUAUGA